Messenger RNA from Dermochelys coriacea (leatherback sea turtle), 6259 nucleotides. It is a transcript of the gene CDIN1, whose product is annotated as CDAN1 interacting nuclease 1. The transcript has 11 exons. Bases 252 to 1052 code for a protein of 266 amino acids. Gene Ontology annotation, biological process: erythrocyte differentiation. The record is from RefSeq and is a predicted model, not a curated record. NCBI's taxonomy places the organism in Eukaryota, Metazoa, Chordata, Testudines, Dermochelyidae. Gene Ontology annotation, cellular component: nucleus; cytoplasm.
CCGCCGCCGCUCGUUCUCCCCCACCUCCUUAUUCCUGAAGGGCGGGGCGGCAGGAGCCGGUAACCGUCGCGCAUGGGCGCUGGGCUUUUUCAACGCUGGGCGCUCGCGCGGGGCGUCGGAAGCCUUGCGGCGGCUGCCGCGCCAUUCUCCUCUCUCCCCAGCCCCUAGGAUUAGAGCGGGCGCGCCCCCCUCCUCCCUUCUGGCUGUUGCAGCCCUGCGUUGUGUGACUGGCAGGUUCCUGAGGGCGAGGCAUGAAGCUGAGUAAAGCCCAGUAUGAUGAAAUAGCCCAGUUCCUGGGGCACGUGCAGCCCACCAGACAGAGCCUGAGGAAGCUGAAGGAGAGAUUCCCUAGUCAAUCGCAGUCCACUCUGCUGAGCAUCUUCUCCCAGGAGUACCAGAAACAAAUCAAAAGAACACAUGCAAAGCAUCACACUGCUGAGGCUAUUGAAACUUACUACCAAAGGUAUGACCUACCUUCCCAUUCCAUUAGAAGGUACCUGAGUGGGGUGAUGAAAAAUGCAGCUGCCCCUGUACUACUGGAGCUAGCCAAUGAGGUGGACUUUGCACCAUCGUUGAUGGCUCGAAUUGUGCUAGAAAGAUUUCUAAAAGAGCAAGAGGGAGCUAUCCCCUCCAAGACUCUUAUAAAUAGUAUGCUGCGGGACCCUUCUCAGAUUCCAGAUGGAGUUCUAGCAAAUCAGGUCUAUCAGUGUACUGUGAAUGACUAUUGUUAUGGACCACUGGUAGACUGCAUCAAACAUGCUAUUGGGCAUGAGCAUGAAGUCCUGCUGCGAGAAAUGCUUCUGGAGAAAAAUCUCUCUUUCUUAGCUGAAGAACAGCUUCGUGCAAAGGGUUAUGACAAAACACCAGAUUUUAUUUUAGAAGUGCCAGUAGCUGUUGAAGGACAUAUAAUUCACUGGAUUGAAAGCAAAGCUUCAUUUGGUGAUGAAUGUAGCCACCAGGCCUAUCUGCAUGACCAGUUCUGGAGCUACUGGAAUAGAACCCUGUGUUUUUCUUCAGCACAAGAACUUGCGGGGCAGGGGAAUGCUGUAUGAAAAAAUGCUUUUCUUUGAUGGUGAUAAAAUUUAUCACAUGCUUCCCUGAAGUGAAUGGCAUUGGCAGAACUGUGGCAGGGGCAGAUGGCACAACCUCUGUUCCAAACAUUAGGCGGUGACUUAUGGGACAAGAUAAACAACAUCCUGCUGAACAUUAUCUAAACAUGAGACAUCGCUCUGUCUGUAUGUAGCCUACCACAGUCCUCGCUACUGUGCACUCAAAGGCUGGUUGGUCAUGGCAACUCUCUCACUUUUCUAAGAAGUCAUAGAGCUUAAAGCCAGAAAGGACCCCCAGAUCAUACACUCUUGUAUAUCACAGGUCACCAACACCAUCCAGCACCCGUACACUAAAUCCAAUAGCCAAAAUUAGACCAAAGGUUUACAGCCAAGAGGAAACUAGACAGUUACAUGCCAUAAGCAGAGAAUAGGAGGGCCCAAGGUGCACUGGUGAAAUGCUUAAGUGAGAUAUACCCUGAUAAUGUACAGAGUACAAGUAGCAUAAAUCUUAACUCUUUUGCUCCAUACAGUAUGCAGAUUUCAGAGGAGAAUAUCGCCCAUAGUACCGUUGCCAGACUAUGCCUCUCUUCACAUCCUCUUCACUCCUGCAGAGUUUAGCAACUAACUGCCCCUCUGCUAUGCCAUUGUGGGAGAAACUGCUUCUCUUUUCCUCCAUGCUGCCUCUCUCCUCUGUUUCCACGGGAUUGCCAUGGUUUUAUUCCCCUUUGUAGGACCUCCUCCAUGCUGCUUCUCUCCUCUGUUUCCACGGGAUUGCCAUGGUUUUAUUCUCCUUUGUAGGACCCGUAGCACUCAAGUCGAAGUCGUAUGUGUGUGUACAAGUACACACAAUGGUCUUUAUUGCCUCCCUUAAACUGUUUUGCAGUUUGAUUUAUGCUGUUAGCAUUGCUGUGAGACACCCAAGAGAUGAUCGUUGUAUUUCAGUAGUAAUUUUUUUAUGUGCACAGGUGUGUAUCGGGAUGAAAACUGGCUACAAUAAAAUAUAUAAAUCUAAAUUGACAUUAUUCUAACAGAUGUUUAAUUUCCUCCCCCGACACUUGUUUAUGGACGAAGGUUUAUAAGCAUGUUACUCACCAGCCAGUGCACCCCCAGUGGAUGGGCUCUCUUCCUUUAAUGUUUCCUACUGACAGCUGAGUCAAAACUGUUGGGGUCAGUUUCUUCUUGUGACUCAUGGUGGCUCACAUAUAGUCCCACCCCUUCUAGGGCAAACCAGUAGUCCAACUAAUAACUGUCAGUCAACAUCCCUUUCGUCCAAGUCCACAUACGUUCAUCCUUAUCCCUGGUAUCGGGGGGGCUUUGAUAGUCCUUACCCCUUGUCAGAAGAGAGAGGUCUACUCCAUUUUCCUCAGUGGGCUGGAAAGGGAGCCCAGGCCGUCCCACUUUGCUGGGUUUCAGUCCAGAGACCUUUGAAUAGACAAUCAAGGCGUGACUACACAGAUUUCUACUUCCUUGAACCACUUCUUACCUUACCUGGUCUCGGGCCUUUGCCUCAGCCGCUCUCUUGUGUGUCAUCCCCACUUUCUUUAAGCAUCUGGGCUCACUGCAGAGCUUCUUAGCAGCCGGUUCUGCUGCAGGAGAGUUUUUCCUAUUCCUCUGGCAGGACAAUCCCUGACUCAGCCAGGAGUCUUCCUGAUUCUUACAGGCCCGUCCACCAGCAUGCAAAAUUCUGGACAGAUUCAUUUUCUGCCACUUCGCUUCCCAACUGCCUUAGGCUCCGUGUUGCAGGCCUGUUGUCCUUCCGGGAGGCUCUGUCUGCCAACGGUCCAACUCAUCUUCCACAUUCCAGCCAAGCAUCUCUCACUUAGUGAGAGCCAAAGAUAGCUCUCCUUGCCCUUUGAGCUCCUUUUUCCAGGCUCAACAAUCACUGCAGGUGCAGCAGGGAAAGGCUGAUUGUGCCCAGAGGCUCUCAUUAACCCCUUCAGGCAUUUUAAAAAUGCAUUCUCACACUGUACUCUGCAGCUGCUCCAAAGAAGUCUUCACAGUUAUAUUGAACUCAUACUAAAAAUAAUAAACCUUCAUAUUACAGAUUCAGAGUAUAAAAUGCUUGUGUUAGGUGUCCUUAAGGCACAUACUAAUUUGCACUCUUUUAACUUUUGGUAAAUGAGUCAAAGAUAGUGAUAGGCACAUAUUGUAUAAAAUCUAAAUUAAAUAAUUUCACACAACAGACUGGAUCCUAUCCUGUCUCAUUGACAUAAAUAGUAGUGUAAUAUAAAUUAGGCCCUGUUCAUGCAAUGACCUGCACACAUCUUUAAUUUAAUAGAAGUACAUACAUAAAUCUUUGAAUGAUCAGGUCCUUAUUUUUAAUUUGGGGGGGAGGGCAUUUGUAUGGUGUCUAGCACAAUGGAGCCUUGAUCCUGGUUAGGCCUUUAGGUGCAAAUAAUAAUCAGAGCAGGAGUAAACCCAAUAUAAUGAUUUUGAGACACUUCUUUGUGUUCUAUGGAUCAUUAAUUCUUGGCAACAAUGUUUCAGUACACAGAGUAGACAUUCUUAUUGUGGGUAUAUUCUUAUUGUGGGUAUAAUACAUUGUUAGAAAUCAGAAGAUAGAUCUUCAUGUCCUAGUUCUGCCACUGAUCUCUUAUGUGAUGUUGAGUACAUUCCUUAAUAUUUCUGUGCUUUAAGUUCCCUGUUUGUAAAAUUCAAACAACACUACCCAACUGUACAAAGUAUCAUGAGGCUUGUAAAGCACUUUUAAAAACCUGGAUAGAAGAUGCACAGUGUAUUUUGUACAAUAUAUUUUUUGUUAUAAAAAUCCAACUUCCUGCAGUAAAAACAAACUGAAGUUUAAAUCUUCUCAAAACUCUCAUAAUCUUACCACCAAUAAAUACAUUGUUUUUGAGGAACUGGGGAAACAUGCAGUAGGAGAGCAAGCUACACUUUGGCAUAAAAUAUUAGGAAAAUACCAUCUAGCUGCCGCCAUUUUUUGUCAGGUCUCAGAAAAAUAAGACCCCAAAUUGAAGAUGUUUCUGAUUCAUUUCCAAGGGACUAGUAAGGAGGGGAUGGCUUGCACACUGACCCUAUCCAACCUCUGUCCUCUCUGCCAGUUUGGCACAUGUGCCAAGACCUCCACAGAGCCUAGAGAAAGGGGAUGGUGACUUGAAGAUAUCUGAGGCCUCAUACUAUGUGUGGAGAGUCCUCUUCAUGUGCAGUUCUAAAGGGGAUAAUCUGAGUCAAUAAUACAUAUUGUGUGUUAGGGUUGCACAAUACCAAGCAUGCGAGAAAAAAUCUUUUUGAAAGUCGCUCUUAUCAGUGUCAUCUAGCAUUUGUCAAACUUUUUCAUUUUUAAUACUCUUUAUGAAGAUGUGCCGUUUCAAGAAUGAGAAUAAGGGAAGAUCAGGAGACAACAUAAGAUGAAUCCAAAUGCCAGCUAUAUGGAAAGGAGACUCAUCCUGCCACAGACAGUUGAAAUAUAUACACAAUGAGGCUGCAAUCCCUCUCCCAAAGUUAAAUGGACAACUAUCAAAGAGCAUGCUGGAAAAGGUCCCUUAUAAAAGGCUGAAACUGAAGGGGAGAGUUUACUAGGAAACAGAAUAUCAAAGAGAGUGCAGCUCUGUUUAAUAUGAAAGUCUCUAAUUUCUAAACUUUUGGAGAGCCAGAGUUUGGGGUAUAAGAAAGCAAGUUUUGACUAUGAAAGUCUCAGGAUAUUUUGUGCAUUUGGGGAUAGUUAUAUCCCAUUUGUAGUGUUCUAUUAUGACAUUAAUACAAUAAAAAUCCAAGCCAGUUUAAAAAUGGGUACCUAAAAUUUGGCUCCCAAGUCUAUAUUUUGGGCAUCUAUGUAAGUAGCCUAAUUUUCAAAAGUGCAGAGCAUCUAGCAGCUUUUGAAUGAGUUGAUGUCAGUCGCUAUCUGUGCUUGAGGUGUUACUCUACAUCUUCAUUCCUUUAAUGUCAACUAAUCAGAAGCCAAAUUCUUCUCUUCCUUCCCCCUUUUGUAACUGGUGGUCAAAUUAAACUAGUUUUGGGAUUAGGUAUGAUCUCAUAUUUUAAAUGCUAUUCCAGAUCAAAUUUGUAUGUUACAAACCCCUGAACUGAAAUGUGGAGUUUAAAAUGAAAAUGCUGCUACGUUAUCACAUUCUUGGACAGUGUUAGGGUAUGAGUAAAACAGAUACAGGAUGGCAUGUUUAUGUGUCAGUGUAAAUGGUUUUUAAUAUCUUUACCAUAAAGGCCUCUCCCUCUCUUUGAUAUGAUGGCAAAAAUGCAUAAUCUGAGAUUACUAGAAAAAGUAAACCUUUGUAGGGGAAUGUGUUUAUUUCUUAAAUUACAGCUAGAACAAAAAGUUAUAGGCAACAUGGGAUAUUAAAUAUUUUACUUAUAUAGAAUUACACCACCCUGCCUCAGUCUCUUUAAAGACAUAAAGGAGUUUAUACACACACCAUUCCUUUAAGUAGCUUCCACUCUGUUUUUGAGUAUUAAUUAGCUAGUCAGAUUUUAUUAGAGCACAUCUAGUUUUAAAUACUUAACAUUGUAGCAAUAGCUAGAUCGUGCUAUGAAAUGCAGAAUUUUCACUUUUUCCAAAUGUUGUGGGGGAUUGAAAAUCGAGACCUAGAAAUCAAAUCUGCUACCUGAAAACAUUAAACAUGAGAUUUUUUCUUCCAUCCCUAUUGAUUGCAUGAUCUAGCAAGCAGAUAAUGUAUAUGUUUUUUGUCUUACACGUUUUGAAGCGUAACAUUGCCUAAUUAUAGUAAUGGAUAAUUAAUGAAUCAACAUAACAGUUUGGCUGAUGUACACCUGCAAGUAAAACAUUGCAGAUAUCAGCGGCAUUGCAAGAAAACUGGUUAAAGUUAUUUAAUUUUUAAAUUGCAUAAACAAAUGUGCAGUGAUCGUUUUUUAAUGUAAUAUCAUGUUCUUUGUUAUAAACUGAAUUAUUCUUGUAACCAGCAUGGGACAAGUGUCGUAUAAAUAUUGGAAAAGAUUACCCUGAAUUUGUUUGUUCUUUAAUGUCACAAUUUACUUGUGACUUACAGAAGCUCAAAAAUACUUCCAAUCCGUGACCCUGUGCUAUAUGGUGCAAAUAUUGCAUUCUAAAGAAAGUAGCAAACUAAGAGAAAACUUUAACACUCAUACAGUUGUGCAUCCUUUGUUACAAGUUUUCUUGCUCUUAACACUUGUUUGUCAUAACACAUUUGUUCACAAAGAAUAUAUAAAUAUCAUGGGCUCUCUUUUAUAAUUCAUCCUUACCAUGUAUUGACUAUUUUUCA